AAUGUUGAGCACUAUAUCUCUGUAGCAUACUGAAGCAAAAGACCAUUCAAAUUAAAACAUCAAAUUACUAAGACUCGUAUACCUGCAUUUUGCACGAGAUAACAUCGAUUUAAUUUCACAACUAUAAAUCCGAAUCAAUUUCUCUGAUCUGUUUCUUAUUCUUCUGUAUUUUAUUCUUUUCCGUUAAAAAAUGGCUACUUUAGCCGGGCUACAAAGUGGAGCCUUACCCAAACACCAUUUAAUCAACAUCUCCAAAAAACAUAAAAACAACAACUUGUCUACGAUUCCCCUUAUUAACAGUUUAGUUACUGAUGGCGACCUCGGAUUUUCACCGGAAGCCACUUUUGACCCCGAAAAACUUCAAAACGCCGUUGAUCUUUUGACCUCUCCAAAUGCUCACCUACUGAAAAAACGCCACAUGAACAUUUUGUAUAAAAUAAUUGCAAUUUAUGAUUUUGGCUUCCCAUUAGAUAGUUUAGUUAGCGUUCUGACCAUUUUAAACUCGUGCGCCGAGUUAGCUACUGAUGAUCAAGAGUACGAACCCGUAAUGGUUUCAAUUAUUUCUCUUUUUCAGCAUCCUUUUAUCAUGGCCCAAUCAUCUGAUCAAAUUUCAUUCCGUGUAAUUGUCACCGAUACUUUUGCCCAGUUAGCUUUCCUUUUAAGAGUAGACAGCGUCGAGAUUCGCUCGGCAAUUCUCGAAACACUUCUUGUUUUAUACACGAGACGCGAAGUGGCACAGCCAGCCAAGGAAACGAAACGAGUUUCCUUUGAUUUUCUGAUCCGAGCCAUCGAAGAUUCAGGUGUUGCCGAGACUGUAAUGAAGGCUCUAGCUUUGGUCAACAAUGAUCAAACUUCCUUAAAAGGACUUUUUUUCAACUUCCUGCAAUCUGCUUCUUUUUCUGAGCAAAACUGCAACUUUAUGCUAAAUUCGACAGCAGGUUAUAUUCUCUGCAUGAUUUUAGUUGAUAACCUGAAUGACUACAAACUAGUACAGCAAACUACAGAAAUAGUUUGGAAUUUGAUAAGUUUUGGAGAAGAGCAAGAAGUUUUGAAUCAGUUGUCAAAUUUGCAGUGCUUGCAAGCACUCCACCAACUUUUCACUUCUGAACUCUGCCAAAGUCAUAGUGAGUACCAUCGCACGGUUAGAAAUGACGUAAUAGCAAUUAUUACUCUGAUUGCAAGGGCAAACCCACAAGGUCCUUUGAUAGAAUCCGGAAUAGUCAAAACUUGCCUCCAGAUUUUGACUUGUGAAGAAACAAAAUCAAGAAGCGCUUUGAUGAAGCAUAUAAAGUUUCACAACAACGCUGAAGAUUUUGAGUUUAAAAAACACUUAAUUGCGCUGGUUUUGUGCUUUGUCCAAAAUAAAUCCAGUUUUAGCUUGUUCACGGAGACGAAACUUUUUCACGCCCUGUUUCAUUACAUGAAACCGAUCGGUAAAAUAGAAAGCAAUUUUGACCUUUCGCGCCUCGAGGAGAUACAACUUCAGUGUAUUUCGACUAUUUGCAGUUUGACAAACUACUUCCCCGAACUGACAAUGCUCCCUCAGUCUGUGAAGAGCGCAUUAGCUUUUCUCGACUGGUGCAUAGACGAUGUAAAUGACCCUUACUUGAGCCAGGGUAAUAGUUUCUUCUCAUCUGGCGGUCGACAUAGCAAAAGGUCACAACUACGUUACACAAUGCGGUAUUUAAAACUGAUAGUCAAAUCAUCAGGCGAGGAAGCGAUGUGUUGUCUGAUAGAACACGAGUUAGUUCUUAAACUGACAUUACUGGUCGACGACUUAAUAAAAGAACUCGAAAAUCCGACAGUCGACAAAAAUCCGAUCACAGAUAAACGUGACGAAAAAGAAGCGCUAUGUUUAGACAUCAUAUGUGAAAGUUUGUACGUCUUGUCUACGUUCUGUGAGCAACUAAGUGAUCACAAAGAGCUUCUUUCAAAAGAUGCUACAGGACUGUUAGUUUACAUUCUCAAUAUCGAUUCUGAAAAAGUGUGUCGAGGCUUGGGCUACAACAAACUCCUGACCGCGACUUUGGAAGCUAUUUUGUGCUGUGUAAUUGGAAGCUCGUCCAAUGAAAACAGUUUCUUAGAAAGUUCUGGAAUUUUCGCGCUGCUUGACCUGCUGGAACACAGACCAAAGUACCUUCAAGCUAUAAUUCUGGGUUGUAUUUUGGAUCUCAUGGAAAAUUCGAACUCAUUAGCUCAUGUUCUAACCUGGGAGAAUCCUGAUCAAAUAAAAGCUCCAAAGUUGAUGAUCAAUUUAUGGAAAGAAACCGAAAAAGAUUUGAAAGUAAGCCGCGAAGAAUCUGGAAUAAUCCAGGACAAUCAAGACCCUCUAGGAACCCUUUCACUCCAUGACGAAGACACUUCAACUCAAAAAAUUUCAAGUACGACCAAAACAAAAUCGAUAGUCGAAGUUUCAGAGAAUUUGCGUGCCAAAAUAUACUCUUUCUUCCUCAAAAUUCCCCGAGAUGAUAUAGACGGUCUGCUGCCAUCAGAUUGCGUUUGGCUGUCAAUGAUCGAAAAGUACCUGGAUUUCAAAUCUGCAGAAGUCUGGAGAGAAAUAACAGAAGAGCUGAGCAAUGGACCUAUUCGACCGACAACACCAGAUAGAGAAGUGCUGGAAUCGAUAAACAGAAUCAGUCAGGAAAAAGCCUCGUCAGUGCAAGCCCAGCAGAAUGACAUCUAUGACUCAAUUCUAAGCCAAGAACACACUGACGAGCAAAUGUUCUAUGGCCACAUGCGAGCCACAAUGCGACAACAGGAAAAACUGGUCGAAGAUUUCCAAGCGUAUGUGGAUCGAACUUCAAACUACGAUUCACUGAAGUCGGCGAAACGGGAACAAAAUCAAGCGAUCGAGGCUUCGCGAGGCUCCUACGCCAAGUACAGGAAAGACAAAAGUUUCCACAUGACGAAUAUUGAAGGAGAUCUGAACACGACAGUGUUUUCAGGAAAAUUCGUCAACGCAGAUCACGUGGCAGAUCAUGACGUGAUAAAAACUAAGCCAAUGAUGACUACGGCGACUUCGUCGAGACGAGAAGCAAGAUUCAGCGCAGACUGAAAAGAAAUAACAACUAAUUAAUAUCUCCACUAACUAAUUAAUAGCUGCUUGCUCAUAACUAUAUGUUAUUACCUGUCUGAGUUUUCUUUGAUAAUCAAAACACGGUAGGUAAUCCAA
Molecule: messenger RNA, 3172 nt
Organism: Symsagittifera roscoffensis
Lineage: Eukaryota; Metazoa; Xenacoelomorpha; Acoela; Convolutidae
Product: cilia- and flagella-associated protein 69-like
Exons: 2
Coding region: 191-3055 (954 amino acids)
Biological process (GO): positive regulation of flagellated sperm motility
Cellular component (GO): non-motile cilium; sperm midpiece
Source: RefSeq, a predicted model, not a curated record